This is a messenger RNA of Durotheca rogersii, 399 nucleotides long. RefSeq lists its product as uncharacterized. The record is from RefSeq and is a predicted model, not a curated record. The coding region runs from base 1 to 399 and encodes 132 amino acids. NCBI's taxonomy places the organism in Eukaryota, Fungi, Ascomycota, Sordariomycetes, Xylariales, Xylariaceae. The transcript has 2 exons.
AUGGGACGCGAGCGCUCGGGCAUGGCUAAGGACUGCAGACGCAGCUUAGGCAAGUCGUUCGAAAGCAUCAUCCCCGCACGGGUUGGGGCUCUGGAAUCGGUGGAAAAGAUCAUCGUCGGAGUGCCGCACACGGUCCAGGAUGAUUCGGUGUCGCUUGGAAUAUCAUCCGGACACAUCUAUUCAGAUACAGUCGUCUUCAGCACACAGAAUGCCGGCAGCAAGUCUAUUCAUACGAAAGAUGGUCUAGUGCAUCCCGGAGAAGUCAUGUCACUAGAACUAUCCAACUACGAACUAGGAUGCUCGCCCGGAGUGUACUGUUCACUCUUCCUGGCAAACCGCCGGUCCUACGGCCGCGCCAUCCACAAGUCAUUCGAAGUCAACGGCGACGGAACGGGCUAG